AUGUCCUAUAUCGAUGAUCGGCCACCCUUGCCUCCUCCACAGGUUGGACCGAGUCUAAUUGUCAAUCAUAAUGGGUUCUCCCCUCUGGUCGUGCAUUCCCCACAGCAGGUCCAGGAAACCGAGUAUUAUUUCAAGACGUCUCUUCCCACUCUUCUCAGAGACUGUACUCCAUCCAGACCUCUAUUCAUUACGAGCAACAUGAAGUUUCCUACUGUCUUCUUUAUCAGCGGUCUUGCAGUCGGCUUCCUGGCUGCGCCGUUUCCCUCUACGGAUACUCGGAUGCCAGUAAACAUCCCAGGCAGGGAUCGAGUGCUGUAG
This is a messenger RNA of Aspergillus brunneoviolaceus CBS 621.78, 318 nucleotides long. RefSeq lists its product as uncharacterized. Bases 1 to 318 code for a protein of 105 amino acids. Lineage: Eukaryota; Fungi; Ascomycota; Eurotiomycetes; Eurotiales; Aspergillaceae. The record is from RefSeq and is a predicted model, not a curated record. The transcript has a single exon.